Messenger RNA from Panicum virgatum (switchgrass), 770 nucleotides. RefSeq lists its product as uncharacterized. The transcript is spliced from 6 exons. Bases 147 to 770 code for a protein of 207 amino acids. Lineage: Eukaryota; Viridiplantae; Streptophyta; Magnoliopsida; Poales; Poaceae. The record is from RefSeq and is a predicted model, not a curated record.
GGCGUGGAAUGGAUGCAGCCGGAGCGUGUCGCUGUGAAGGCCUCACGACCUCCUGUGGUCUGCUUUCAUGCGAGACCCUGACGGCCAGGAGCGCUGAGCUCCUGCGGUUCUGUUUGUUCCCCUGAGCAAGCGGCAGUUGGUGGCUGAUGGCGCCAAGCCCAGCUGCCGGGCUGCCCCCGGCCCGGCCGUCUAGCAGCCACCUGUGGCGCGCCGGCGGCGUCCUCCAGCCCGUAUCCGGCUCGCACGUCCUGCUGCAGGGGCCGAGGCGCCGCCACCGGCGUCCCCCGGGCGCCGUCGUCCGAGCUGCGCCGGACGCGCCCCCGGUGGUCAGGGCGGGCGUCAGCGCCGUCACCGAGCUCCUCAGAGCCAUUGCCCCAAACAAGACGCCCAGGGACGCUGCCGAGCAGGGUGAGGAGCCAGACCCGCCGCCGUGCGGCAGCGUCGAGGAUGUGCUCGCCGUGCUCCGAGACGACUACCGACGCGCCUACUUCCUCACCGGGGAUUUCACUCCGGGCAUAUACACUGAAGAUUGCUUGUUUGAGGAUCCGACGAUAAAGUUCCGGGGACUAUCUAGAUACUCUCAGAAUCUGGAUCUACUAGUGCCAUUCUUCGACAGCCCUUCGCUUGAGCUCGAAAACAUUGAAAAGGGUUUGAGGGUUGAAACAAGGUUCAUCAAAGCAACAUGGAAACUAAGGUGCUUGAAAAGAAAAGACAUAUUUGAGGCUUCCAUGGAGACCCCUUAUUGCGAUCAGAGGGAACACAACCUAUGA